Molecule: messenger RNA, 3105 nt
Organism: Caenorhabditis briggsae
Lineage: Eukaryota; Metazoa; Nematoda; Chromadorea; Rhabditida; Rhabditidae
Gene: Cbr-cyp-44A1
Product: Protein CBR-CYP-44A1
Exons: 20
Coding region: 1-3105 (1034 amino acids)
Molecular function (GO): monooxygenase activity; heme binding; oxidoreductase activity, acting on paired donors, with incorporation or reduction of molecular oxygen
Source: RefSeq, a predicted model, not a curated record
AUGCGAAGAUCAAUAAAGAUCCUCGCUGAAAAUCUGGAAAACUGCCCAUAUACUUCGGCGACUACAACAGCUCCGCCACGUCGAUUUUCGGAAAUUCCCGGACCGCGAGAAAUUCCAGUUAUAGGAAAUUCUGGAAAUCUAAAAUAUGCCAUUGGCACUGCUGAUGCACAAACUGUUUUCGCUGCCGAUGGAAAGACUCCUUUCAUAGUCCCACUACAAGAAACGACACAGAAAUAUCGAGAAAUGAAAGGAAUGAAUCCUGGCCUUGGAAACUUAAAUGGCCCAGAAUGGUAUCGCCUACGAUCUUCAAUUCAACAUGCCAUGAUGCGACCCCAAUCUGUUCAAACGUAUCUUCCGUUCUCCCAAAAAGUAUCCGAUGAUUUAGUGAGACACGUGGCAGAGGAACAGAUUCGAUUCGGAAAUGCUAACAUGCAGAAAGUGGCUGGAAGAUGGUCACUUGAGUCAGCUGGACAAAUUCUCUUUGAAAAGUCGCUAGAGUCGCUGGGAAAUCGAUCUGAAUGGGCGGAUGGUCUUAUUGAGCUCAACAAAAAAAUAUUUCAGUUAUCCGCAAAAAUGCGAUUAGGUCUUCCCAUUUUCCGCCUCUUUUCAACUCCUUCAUGGCGAAAAAUGGUGAAGUUAGAGGAUGAGUUUUACGCAGAGGUGGAUCGUUUGAUGGAUGACGCAUUGGAUAACUUGAAAAUUAGUGAAUCGGAUAGUCAAAACAUGAGAUUCGCCAGUUAUCUCAUUAAUCGGAAAGAGCUUAAUAGAAGAGAUGUGAAGGUGAUAUUGCUAUCGAUGUUCUCAGAUGGACUCAGCACGACUGCCCCAAUGCUGAUUUACAACCUCUAUAACAUUGCCACCCAUCCAGAAGCACUACGAAAAAUUCAAGAAGAGAUAAAGGAGGACCCUACAUCUUCUAAGCUUCCAUAUCUUCGUGCCUGUAUCAAAGAAACAUUCAGAAUGUUCCCUAUCGGAACAGAAGUCUCGAGAAUUACUCAAAAGGAUUUAACUCUAUCAGGAUACUUAAUUCCUGCUGGAACUGCAGUUGAUAUUAACACAAAUAUUCUCAUGAGAAAUAUGGUUCUGUUCUCUGACUCCCCUCACGAGUUUAAACCGGAACGAUGGCUGGAAAAAUCAAAAAGUGUCCAUCCGUUCGCUUUCCUUCCGUUUGGAUUCGGGCCGCGAUGUGUGCAGGAAGAAGACAUGCAUAUCACUCAAUUGGUCGAAACUUUGAGUGAUCGAGCUGUGAUCACUACCCUGAAUUCAUCCAGCGUAAUUGUAUACGACAAAAAUGAGCUCAAAAUCUACCUAGGAUUCGCGAACAAUAGAGAAACAGUUGAAUAUGCGAAAGAAGUGGUUCUCCUUCUCUCCACACCAAUUCCACCAAAAGCUGACAUUCGUGAAAUCGUUGUCUCGAAGAACGGAGAUUUUGUGAUUCUCGUAGGCCCUCGAAGUACAUUUGUCGUCCGAAUUGGAACAGAGAUUCUCUUCACAUCUCCAGAUCGCUUACCAUCAGAAUGUUUCUGCGAAUGUUAUUCUCUUCACGACAGUUUGAUUCUUCAAAACUCUUCUCUAUCAGUUCUGAAAUGCCGUAUUCUAUCAGAGAAAUGUGGCGACAGAACACACAUUGUUGCAGUUCUGUAUUCGGAUAGCUGUGUCAGAUUCUACAAUCUCUUGAUGAAAUUCGAAUCACUCCUCCUUUCUGUCGAUUUCCGCAGUUAUCUCCAUCAAGGUCAAGACGAAAACGUGGCAAAUAACACGUUCGGACUUCAGAAGGCUCUCGUCUCGUUCGAUCUGAUUCCUCCUCAACCAAAAUCAUCUCACUUCUCGUUGAUUGUUGUAGACUCUGAUGCUGAAUUCUACGCGUCGUUCGUUCACUUCUCAUAUCUUCGAUACAUUCAAACGUCGAACCCUCGAAUCGCAUCAGUUUUCGUUUUAGUAUCUGGCGGCGGCGUUCUCACUCAUAUCAUAGUUUUUGCAAAUGAAUUUGGCGAGUUUCAAUUACUUGUCAACGAUCAGCUUCGACUCCCACAAUCAUCCGGGGAUCCGGAAAUCGUCUCCAAUCGAAUGAAGAAACUAAAUGUGAAUCGGUAUGAAAUUGCCACUUCUUCUUGCUUGUACGCAGUUAACAUUUCGUCAUGGUUCGAAGCAUUGACCAGCUCUUCAUAUGAUCUUCAUGUCAAACAAGAUACACGGGUCUUCGAACUGGUCAACGCAAUCAUUUCUCCUAAUGAGCUCUCGAAUACCAAAAGCUGGACAGGUGCUCGUCCGAUUCGGGCAGUCGCUGUCAAAUUAACAGAAGGGAUGAAUACAGAAGAAAGCGAAGAAGAAACUGUGUUAGAAUCUGAAGACGUCAUGCAUCUUGUUAUUCUUGAGAACAAAGAUGGACAACCCGCUCAUGUUUUCAACGUGGCCACAUUUGACAGUAACACCUGGGAUGUGCAAUCACCGUCUAAAAAAGAGCAGCAACAAAAUGUUCCCACGAGCAGUGGUAAGAGUUCAUUAGAAGAACAGUUAGCUGCAUUGAAGCCGCUGGCAGCUUGUGUAAUAUCAGAUAAGGUUUCUUGUGAAGAAGCCAUUGACGCCGCUUCCAAGUUUUUCGAUGCAGUCGAUGAGAGGAUGAAGAAACAUGCUGAAUUGGCACAGGCGUUUGUGGAGAGAUGUCUUAUUCUGUCGACAAGUGCACAAAGUCUAGACGAGAGGCAACAAAGUGUGGACCAACGUCUGAUUGAGGAAACGAACACUGUCGAAGAGCUGAAAGCGCGAAUGUACAAGACAAAAGAGAGAAUGGAGUUAGCUAGAAAAGGAAUUAAUGUUCUGUUCCAUCGAGUCGAGGAGAAUGUGCCUCUCAGUGAUAACGAGAUUCGAAUCUUUGAGCGGCUGAAAGAGCACCAGAAAAUGCUCUCUGACAUGACCAUUCUUGUACCAAAGAUGACACUUGACUCGAACGAAUUGAAUAGAAUGACUGAUGUUCUACCGAAGAAGAGAAAUGCUGGAGAGGAGCCAAGCAAGUUUGCAGCUGUUGCGAAAAAUGCUGCUGAAAUCGAGAGUCUGGAAAUCCGCGAGAAAAAGCUGCAGGAAUCCAUCGACCAGCUCAUCAUUUGA